Papaver somniferum (opium poppy) is the source of this 4206-nucleotide messenger RNA. RefSeq lists its product as uncharacterized. The transcript is spliced from 4 exons. The record is from RefSeq and is a predicted model, not a curated record. Lineage: Eukaryota; Viridiplantae; Streptophyta; Magnoliopsida; Ranunculales; Papaveraceae. Bases 1 to 4206 code for a protein of 1401 amino acids. Gene Ontology annotation, molecular function: nucleic acid binding; RNA-DNA hybrid ribonuclease activity.
AUGGAGCAAGAUCCUGUUGAAAGGCCUAUCUCUCCAACUAGUAACAAAGAGAAUUCAUCUAUGGUAGAGGAUAAAGUUGAAGCCCCUGUUACAAAUAUGUUUGAUGUUUUGAUACAACAACCAGAUGACAUUUCUGUUAUAGAGGGCAUGAGGCCGGUAAAAGUGUUAGCUCAGGAGUUCAAUUCUGGUCAAGGAGGUGGCAGUAUAGCUUCCAGCUCUCAGAAUAAUGAUGCAAGCAAACCAAAUGGGGCUAGAGGUAAAUUCUUAGUUAAAUCUAAUAUCUAUGCUUUGAUUAAUAUGGGACCUAAGGGUGUAGACUUGAAAAACUCUAGAGUUCUAAAAAGACCCUUAUGGUUCUUAAUGAUGACGUUUAAAAUAGGAGGCUGGAACAUUAGAGGGUUGAACGACCCUCUAAAGCUGAAGGAAGUAGGUAGGUUUGUUGCUUUGAAUAAAUUAUCUUUGGUAGGAAUAGUUGAAACUCAUGUCCAUGAGAUGAAUAAAGACAUAAUUAGAUUGUCUAUAAAUAAAAAUUGGAGGUUUUUAGAUAACUAUGAGAAUAAUGAGUCUGGUAAGAUUUGGGAAUCUGAAAUUCGUUGUUUGCUCUGUUAUGGGGAUAAUAAUAGUCGAAAUAGAUUAGCUUUAUGGAAUGAUAUUACUGCUUUUGCUUCUAGCUGCGAAAUCCCUUGGGUGGUUUUAGGGGAUUUUAAUGAAAUCCUUGCUCCGCAUGAAAGAAUAGGGGGUACUAGUGGUGGUAAUUCUUCAAGUAAAGAUUUCUUAGAAUGCAUUAGUAUGUCUCAACUCUUGGAACUACCGUAUUCUGGGGACUUUUUUACGCGGUCAAAUAAGCAGAUUGGGCAGGGUAGAAUCGUCUCAAAGAUUGACAGGGUUUUAGUGAACAUAGAAUGGGUGACUUGUUUUACUAAAUCUAAAGCUGAAUUUCAAAAUCCUGGUAUCUAUGACCAUUCUCCCAUGGUGGUUUAUAUCUUUGAGAGAAGAGAACAUGGGCCACCACCUUUUAGGUUUUUCUAUUAUUUAUCCGAAGAACAAGAAUUUUUUGAUAUUGUUAGGACUGCUUGGAGUGAGAAGGUGCAAGGGAAUCCUAUGUUUGUUCUGGUUUCUAAGAUGAAGAGAGUUAAAACCUUGAUAACUGAUUGGAGAAAAGUUAGAUUUAAUAAUCUCUCAGAAUCUGUUGUCACUGCCAAGGCAGAUAUGGUUCAGGCCCAAGCUGCUGUUCAGUUGAGGCCUCUUGACACUGAGGUUGCUUCUCGAGAGAAACGAGUUGUUUGUCAUUAUGCCAAAGAAGCUAGAUUAGAGGAAUCAAUGCUCAAACAACAAUCGAGAGUUCAGUGGAUGGAUCUAGGGGACUCUAAUACUGCGUUUUUCCAUGAUUCUUUAAAGGAAAGGCGAUGGAGGAACAACAUUCUAACCUUGGUGGAUGGGAAUGGUAAUUUGUUGGAGGAGGAUAAGGACAUUGCAUUAGAGUGUACUCAGUUCUUUACUUCUUUAUUUAAUGGUUCAUCUUCUUCUCCAUUCACUGAAGAAGAUACGACUUUUCUUCAAUUUUCUAACACUGUUUCUAUGGAGGAUGCUACUGCUUUAGGUGCACCUAUUACCAGAGAUGAAAUUGUGUAUGCCUUGUCCUGCAUUGGUUCCAAUAAAGCCCCGGGACCGGAUGGCUUUACUAGUCAUUUUUUCAAAGUGUGCUGGCAGAUUGUGGAGGCUGAUUUUGUUAGAGCUGUCACUAAUUUCUUCUCCAUGUCAAGGAUGCUAGGUGAGGUAAACAAUACCUUCUUAAUCUUAGUUCCUAAAGUUGAAAAUUCUUCUUUUAUUACUGAUUUCCGGCCUAUUGCUUGUUGUAAUGUUAUAUAUAAGUGCAAAUCUAAAAUCCUAGCAAUAAGAAUGAAGAGAAUCUUGAAAGACUUAGUUAUCCCGAAUCAAUCUGCUUUCAUCUCGGGUAGGUCUAUACAAGACAAUAUUAUGUUAGCUCAUGAACUUGUUCGUAACUAUCAUUGGAAGAAUGGUCCUCCUCGCUGUGCUUUAAAGAUUGAUCUCAGGAAGGCCUAUGAUACUGUGUCGUGGGAGGCCAUUGUUUUAUGCCUGAACAAAAUGGGUUUUCCAAGAAUUUUUAUCGACUGGGUUUAUCUUUGUAUAUCGUCUGCCAAAUUUGUUGUUCUUGUGAAUGGGUCACCGUAUGGAUAUUUUUCUGCGAGUAGAGGUCUAAGACAAGGGUGUCCGCUUUCACCUUACUUAUUCGUCAUGGGUCAAUUGGGGCCGAUGAUUCACUUAAUAAUAAUUCUUUCUGUGUUUAGUAAAAUCUCUGGGCUUGAAAGGAAUAGACAGAAAACGACUUUAUUUCAUUCUUCAAUUGAUAGUGCUGAGCUUGAUCUUAUUGUUCAUUGUUUGGAUUUUUCCACUGGUGAAUUACCUAUUCGUUAUUUAGGAGUUCCCAUGUUAUCUUCUAAACUGUCUUAUAAGGAUUGUCUUCCUCUUCUAUCUAAAGUCACUAAGAGAGAUCAAUCUUGGAGGGCUAAGAACCUGACUGAUGCUGGUACAAUGCGUUUGAUCAAAGUUGUGUUAAAUGGAAUUAUACUUUUUUGGAUUGCUUGUUUUGUUCUGCCGAAGAGGGUUAUAAAGGAGUUAAUUUCUAUAUGCAAGCAGUUUCUUUGGGCUGGUGCUGGGCUUGAAAAGAAGUCUUGUCCGGUGAAUUGUGAUUUGAUUUGUAGGCCUUUUGCUGAAGGUGGAUUAGGGGUUAGAAGUAUAAACAUCUUUAAUGAGGCUACUAACUUAAGACAUUUAUGGGACUUGGUGAGUGGGAAAGUUACCAUAUGGACAGACUGGGUGUCCAAGAAUCUGAUUAACAAUACCUCUUGGCUUUAUGAUUCCUGGCACCCUAUUGGUAGACUGGUGGAUUGGGUCAGAUCUGAUAUUAUUGAAGAACUUUUCCCUAAUCCUGAUUGCAAAGUUAGUCAAUUUUUAGAUGACAGUGGUUGGUGUUUGCCUGACUCAGUGGAUGAAGAGCAUGUGGCCAUUCUUGACAAAUUGAAGAUUGUUGAAUUUGAUAGAACAAAGUCUGAUGUUAUUGUAUGGCAACCAUGUCCCUCUGGGGACUUUACUGUUAAGCAUACUUACAAUGCGUUAGUUGGUGCUGGGGAUAAGAUCUUUUGGAAGAGUUUGGUAUGGUUUAAAUCCCAUGUACCACGACACUCUUUUAUAUCUUGGUUGGGUUUUCAUGGUAGGCUUAAGACUAAAGAUAAAAUGGUGAAGUGGGGUUUGAUGCAGUCUGCUCCUUGUUCUUUGUGUGAGAAUGGUAUUGAAACAAUUGAGCAUAUUUUCCAUGAUUGUAGGUUUGUUGUGAGCAUAUGGACAUGUCUUCUCUUGAAAAUGGGUUAUGUAAGAGAAGUGAGUAGUAGUUGGUUGGAGGAAGUGAAAUGGUGUGUAAAUGCUUUCGCAGGGCAAGGCUUGGUGGCUAGGAUAAAGAAGUUAAUUCUUAAUUGUUUCAUGUAUCACAUAUGGAAAGAAAGAAAUACCAUAAUUUUUACCAGUAAGGAUAACUCUACAGACCAGGUGGGGUUCGCAAUUAUGGAAGAAGUGAGAAUUACAGUAAUCUCUAUCAAGACUCCCGUGAAAGAUUCUCCAGCUGCUAGGAGUUUUGUGGACAAAUUGAGGCUUAAUUGUGAAUUUUUCCAGGUUAAUGGCAGGUUCUUGCCUUGGUUGGCUCUAGAUUAUGAUGAAAUCAUGGUAAAUACAGAUGGGUCAAAAGGUGAGAACUCAGGUGGGUGUGGAGCUAUUUUAAGUGGAAAAGGGGGAGGUGUUAUUGCUGCUGCUAUGGGAGGCGGUCCUCCAAUCACUGCUGAUGUUCAUGAGUUACAUGGGGUGGAAUUGGGGCUAAAUCUUGCCAAAGUAAAAAAUUGUCGUAAGAUUCAUAUAACAGUGAACUCGAUGACAAUCUAUAACUUGCUCAGGAAGAGGGUGGAAAAACCUCCUUGGAGAUUCUUACAGGCCUGGAGAAGAAUAACUCUUCUAUGGAAUUCUUUUGACAGCAUUAAGAUAUCUCAUGUUUUCCGUGAGACUAACAGGGCUGCGGACAUGUUAGCUAGUUAUCAUCCCCCUAUAAAAUGGGUGGAUAUAGAUGAAACAGAGUUCUCGCAUGAACUGAGAACUAUAAUCAUGGAGGACAGAGAGGGAAGAUUGUACUAUCGGGAGUAG